AUGGCAUCGUCGAAUGCAUCUAUGCUGAAAUGGCAGAUAGCGUUAGGUUUGGGUGCCAUGGGGGCUGUAGGCUUGGCCUAUUGGUACAUGAAAGCAAGCAAUAAAAAACAAAUAUUACAGACCAUAGAAGAAACUGGGAGCGCUGUCGAAGUAGAAGAAAGCGAUUUUGAAAGAGCGCAACGAUAUAAAACCGAAGGAAAUGAAAUGUUUAAAAGGGGUAAGUACGAUGAGGCUAUAAGUUUGUACAAUCAAGCCAUAGAGGCCAUUCCUGAAGAAUACAAAACGGAUUUGGCAACAUACUACCAAAACAGAGCUGCAGCAUACGAACACUUAAAAAAGUGGAGCAGUGUUAUUGCCGAUUGCACCAAAGCUAUUGAACUUAACAAUAAAUAUGAGAAGGCCCUCUUCAGACGGGCUAAAGCCGAAGAAAUGGUAAAAGACUGGGAGAGCGCUUUAGAUGAUAUAACUUCAGUGUGUAUACUACAAAAUUUUGGCAAUCAAAGUGCUCUUUUGAUGGCUGAUAGAGUUUUAAAGGAGUUGGGCAAAAAAAAUGCUGCUGAGGAGAUGAAAAACAGAAAACCUGUCACGCCAUCAAAUAAUUUUAUCAAGACGUAUUUUUCGUCAUUCUCUGAAGAUCCAGCUUAUAAGAAGUUGAUGGAUGUAAGCGAACCCAUGGGUGAUGGAGACUUGAAAGGAUUUUUAAAGGCCAAGCUUGCAUUUGCCACGGAAACAUACGAAGACAUAAUCCCAGCGUGCACGGAAGAAAUAAACUUCAGCGAAUCAGAAUCGAACUACAAACUAGAGGCUCUAUCGCUAAGAGCGUCGUUUUACUUCCUUAAAGGCCAAUUCAAAGAGGCCACGGAAGAUUUGAACGUCAUAAUAGACAGCAAAGACGCCUCCACCGAAAUGGCGGUGAACGCUUUGAUAAAAAGAUCGUCCAUAUACAUGCAGUCCGAAAAGUUGAACGAAUGUUUGGAAGACUUCGAUUUGGCAGCGCAAAAGGGGCCCAACAUAAGCGAUGUUUUCCACCACAGGGGUCAGGUCAAGCUGUUGAUGGAGAGGACGGAAGAGGCGAGACAAGACUUCCAAAAAGCUGUCAAGUUGAACCCGAAUUUCGCCAUAGCCUUCAUACAAAAGUGCUACUCGGACUACAGAUACGCCAUGCAGACGCAAGAUGUCACUCUGUUGAUGGAGAGUUUAAGUGGGUUCCAGAAGGGCAUCGAAAAAUUCCCCGACUGUCCUGAAGCCUACGUUCUUUUCGCUCAAGUUAAAACGGAAAAACAAGACUUCCAAGAGGCAGAUGAGUUGUACAAGAAAGCUCUGAAAGUCGACCCCCAAAACGCUUCGAUUUACGUGCACAAAGGUCUGCUUUUGCUGCAGUGGAAAGGAGACACGGAAAAAGCCGUGGAAUCCAUGAAAGAAGGCAUCAAAAUCGACGAUAAGUGCGAGUUUGCCUACGAGACAUUGGGAACUGUGGAAGUACAAAGGGGCAAUUUCGUUCUUGCCAUCGAUCUAUUCAACAAAGCCAUUGCUCUGGCAAGAUCCGAGCUGGAAAUGGUUCACUUAUUUUCCCUGAGGGACGCGGCAACGUCGCAAUUAAAAAUCGCGUCGCGAUUGGGCAUCGGUCCGCAACUUUUGAAAAGCGUGUCCGCGUAAAUAACAAAGAUUUGUUGUAUUGUUGGGUAGAUGUAAAAAAUAUUGAAAACAAAUCACUUGUGACUUUUAUUUGUUGUUAUUAGCAUUCCAAAUUUUAAAUAAACAUUAAUAGAA
Brassicogethes aeneus is the source of this 1770-nucleotide messenger RNA. NCBI's taxonomy places the organism in Eukaryota, Metazoa, Arthropoda, Insecta, Coleoptera, Nitidulidae. The record is from the annotation of a GenBank genome assembly.